AUGAGCACCGACGCAAUCGCCGAUUUCUUGGCUGACCAGCGGGACGAGACGCCGGACGACCUACAACACCUGAUCAUCCACUUCGAGAACUGCUGGGAGCGCAAGCUAUGGCAUCAGCUCACCGACGCCCUGGUCGAGUUCUUUGACAACCCGCAGAGUGAAAAGCAGCGUCUGCAGUUCUUCGAUGUUUUCGUACUCAAGUUUGCCGACAAGAUCAACCAACUGAAGCUCGUCGACCUCGGAUUGAAGGCCGCCACCCAGUGCCCGAACGACCAGAAGCGCCUUACUUUCCUCACCCACCUCGCCGAGAAGGUCGACAGCGAGAACUCACAGGAUGCCUACGUCUACGCCACCGUAGCCGUGGCCCGCGUCCAGCUGGACCUCCGAGACUUCGAAUCAUCCCGCAAGGACCUCGACAAGGCUGCUGAGAUAUUAGAGACCUUCGAUUCUGUCGAGACCAAGGUGCACGCCUCCUUCUACCAAGUCAAUGCCGACUACUACCAAGCCAAGGCCGACUUCGCCUCGUACUACCGGAACGCCCUUCUCUACCUCGCCUGCAUCGAUCUCUCUUCCCUGUCUCCCGAUGAGCGCCGCGCACGAGCUUACGACCUCGGCAUAGCCGCUUUGGUAUCAGAUUCUAUCUACAAUUUUGGCGAGCUCCUGCAACAUCCCAUCCUAGAUGCGCUGACGGGCGCCGUCGCAUGGCUCCGUGAGCUGCUUCUCGCCUUCAACCGCGGCGACCUCGCCGCCUACGACGUCCUCUCAGGCCACAUCUCCUCGAACAAGCUUCUGAAGGAGCACGUAGAAGAUGUACGGCAGAAGAUCUACCUGGCGGCGCUGACCGAGAGUGUGUUCCGACGGCCGCCGCAUCAGCGUGCCAUGAGCUUCGGCACGAUUUCAACCGACACCAAGGUACGGCCGGAUGAGAUUGAGCACCUGGUUAUGAAGGCGCUGAGUCUGGGUCUGGUGCGCGGCACUAUCGAUGAGGUGGAUGAGCUGGUCAACUUCACAUGGGUGCAGCCGCGCAUCUUGGACAUGAGCCAGAUCGCCAGCAUGAACAAGCGGCUGGGUGAAUGGGGCGAGAACGUCAACACGCUCGGCAACUGGAUCGAAGCCACGGGUCAGGAUAUCUGGGCUCCUUGA
Messenger RNA from Anthostomella pinea, 1143 nucleotides. NCBI's taxonomy places the organism in Eukaryota, Fungi, Ascomycota, Sordariomycetes, Xylariales, Xylariaceae. The record is from the annotation of a GenBank genome assembly.